GGUGUCCAACCGCAUUGCUUUUGUCUCGCGCGCUUGCUUGCCCUAUCCUACGCUUCAACCGUAUAAUAUAGUGCAUGAUGGUAGCAAAGGAGACUAGUACUAGUACUAGUAGCCAGUCAGCGAAGUCAGGAUAGGCCACGCACGUCCGCCUUGCCGGUUUGCACCCUGCUAUUACUGCAUACACGAGCCGCACCUACCAGUUCUGUACGCUCUGUCCAGCCACAGCAUGGCGAGAGCCGCUGCUGCUGUGAGCUUGCCCGACCUCCUGUGGGCGCUGCCUGCGGACGCGCGGGAACUCGUCAUCGGCACGACCUUUUCCGCCAGCAGCCUCACCACCCGCUGCCGCCUCGCUUGCAAGGAGCUGCGGGACUUGUCCAGCCAAGCGGUGACCGAUGUGAGGCUGCGGCUCAGCGCGUCCACGUUCGCGGAAUGGCAGCCAGGUCAGCGGUCUGUGCUCACCCGAUUCCCGGCAUGCACUCACUUGUCGCUCCACGUCGACGGUCGAGGUGAUGCCCCGCGUGACUUGCCGGGCCUCGCCCUCAUCGGUCUCUCCGCGGCGUCCAGGCAGCGCAUCAGCCACGUCACGCUCACGGCUGCUUAUGUUGAUGUGGAGCGCGCCAUCGAUGUGCUGGCCCGGCACCUCCCCAACCUCCAGGAUCUGCAGCUGCAUUGCCGCGAUGUCGUGAUGCACGCCGCAGCUUCCAGCAGCCCCAUCCCGCGCCAGAUCCGGAUCUUCAGCACCAUCGCCAAGUCGCUGCCGCGCCUGCAACACCUAACACUGCCGCUGCGCUGGCCCGGCGACCUAACCGGCGUGGCCGCGCUCGGGGCUGGCUGCCCGCAGCUUCGCGAGCUAGUCAUCCUAGCGGCAUCAAAAGCACCAAGUUACCGCGGCGCCGGAAACAAGGCCGAGGGGGAGCGGCUGUGCCUGAGGAGCGGCAGCGUUGCGGCGCUGCGCCAGCUGCGCGGGCUGCAGCAGCUGACGCUGAGCUGCUGCGACUGGGCCGACAGCGACCUUAAGAGGCUGCCGCGACUGAUGGGCGCACAGCGGCCGCCGGGGCUGCGGAUCCUACGCUUCCAGGGGCCGGGCUGGUACGCGGACGAGCGCGCAUUCCUGGUGGUGGAGUUUGGGGAGGGCAGGGCGCCGACGGCGGCGGCAGAUGCUGCGGGAGCCGGAGGUGGAGCGGGUGAGACUGAGAGGGGGUGGGGCAUCGCGCGCGUGACGGUGGACGUGGCGCCCUGCGGCCUGACCGUGAUGCAGGGCCUGCAGCUGGUGGCGUACAUGGUGCUGGCGGCGGCGGACAGCCUGCGGCAGCGCACCAUCCCCCAGCUCGUUAUCCAGGAGCUGCCGCUGCUGGAGGGCUUUGAGGGCGAGUGGGACAGCGAUGCGGAAGAGGGACGGCGGGGCGAUGCGGAAGAGGAAUGGCCGGGCGGGAUCUCGCCGCUGCGGUCUCUGCUGCCGCGGUGCGGGCGGGUGGAGCUGCAGCUGCUGCCCAUGGUGGUGGAGGGCUGCCCCUGGCUUGGAGACCCGGCGGCGGCAGUGGCGGCGGCGCGGUACCUGGCGCUGCCGGCGUGUGUGGGGCUCCAGCACGGGUACAUGGAGCUGCAGUGGGGCCGCCGCGGCCGGGAAGUGCGGGAGCCGGCAGCUGCGGGCGAGAGUGGGGAUGUUGGCGGCGGCGGCGGUGCGGCGGCCGCAGGAGCGAGGCCCGAGCCAGCGGCAGCAGUGGGGCAGCGGCGGCAGCAAGCGGGGAGGGCGCAGCGAGGGCAGCGCCGGGUGCCGCGCCCGCAGCUGCACCUGCACAGCGCGACUCACGGGCAAGUGCUGGACGAGGUGGUGGCGCGUCUGUGGGCGAAGGCGGAGGCGUUGCGGCGGACAGGUGGCCAGCAGGAGGCGGGGAGGCUGGGUAAUGGGGCGGCAGCGGGGCUGCUGGAAGCUGCAGCAGGCGCCGCUGGAGGCAGCAGUGGCGGCAGUGGCAGUAGCAGCAGGGGCGCCAGCGGCGGUGGCAGAAGCAGCGCUGGUGCCGCGCUGGGGUCCCGGGUGGUCCUGGUGUGCGGCCGCGGCCUCCCGAUGCCUGACCUGCACAAUGUUGAUCCUGACGACCUGUCAUGGUGGGACCCGUGGGUUGUCGCCGCGCUCACGACGUGCUUCGCCCUGCCACAACACAUGACGGCGGGGCUGGAGGGCGCGGCGGCCGCCAGUGAGCGGCUGCGCGCCGCGCGCUCGUGCCUGGAGUACUGUGGCAUGCACGUGUACGCGCCGACUGCCGGAGCGCUGCUGCUCACCUGCGGCAGCAGCCCGGCGGCGGCGCGGCUCGUGGCUCUGCUGCGGGAAGCACAGGCGGCGCGCCUCCACCAGCGGCACAGCGGUGGAAGCGCGCCUUGCGGUGGCGCGUCCGCGGCGGCGUCCGAAGUGACGGCUGGGGCCAUUGUAGAGGAAGAAGAGGAGGAGCAGGAGGAGGAGAAGGUGCAGGAGGAGGAGGUGCAGGAGGAGGCGGCGAUGGAGCAGGAGGAGGCGGUGGUGGAGGCGGCUGUGCUUCCUGGGCCGGUGGUGUAUGAGCACGAGCAGGAGCAGCGCUCAUGGGUCCCUCUGCGUGGACCCAGUGCUUCGGGCGUGUUCAGUGACGCCGUGCUUGAGGUUCUCAAGGAGCUCUGGGCCAACAGGGGACCCACCACCGCCACCACCACUACCACCGCCGCCACCACCACCGCCACCACCACCACCACCACCACCACCACCACUACCACCGCCGCCACCACUACCACCGCCGCCACCACCGCCACCACCACCGCCGGCGGCACCACCUGUACCCCUUGCGGCGGCGGCGGUGGCGGAACGGGAGCCGACGGCGCCGCCGCCACUGCCGCCGCCGCUGCUGAUGCUACUGCUGCUGCUGCUGCUGGUGCUACUGCCGCUGCUGCUAUGUCGGUGCCGGCAGUUGCGGCCGCCGCCGCCGCCGCCGCGCUGUCUGUCGCUGCGGAGGGGCGGGGUCGUAUCAGUAAUGGGGACAAGCAGAACCACGAGGAGAAGGGGGAGGAGGAGGAGGAGACGAAGGAGAAGGGGGAGGAGGAGACGAAGGAGGGCGCUCUGCGUGCGCUGGGCAGGCUACUGGAACUGGAUGCUGGAAUGGAUUCGCUGUAUGGGACUGGGGAAGUCGAAGUUGGGGCGGUGGAAGCGGCAGCGGCGGCAGCAGGAGUGGCGGGUGGCAGUGGCGGUGGUGGCGGCUGCGGCGGUGGCGGCGGCGGUGGCGGCGGCCCGGAUGACGCAGCAAGUGACGGCCCAGCCGCAGGCGGCGAGGGCGGCGCGGCGGACGAUGGGAGUUGCGGUGGGGACUCGGUUGAGGACGAGGACGAAGGAGAGGGAGAGGAUGAAAUGUGGGAUGGGGAUGGGGAUGGUGGCGAUUACUUUCUCUGAGGACGACGACGGGGAGCAGGGGGAGGAGGAGAAGGAGUAGGAAGAAAUUGGUGACAUUGCAGGUUUAGGUAUCCUGAUGCGGCACUGGCUGUGGUUGGAUGGAUGUUUGUGUGUGACGUGUGGGCAGCAGGCGGGGCGGCGACCAGGGGUCAGGGGUUGUGAGGCAGAGAGCGGCACCCGCCGGCGGCGCAGCGGCAGCAGCAGCGGCAGCGGCAGAAAGGGUGUGCGGCGUUUCAACGCAGAAGCGACAGCGCGGCAAACAGGAAAUGCAGCAGGGGUGUGCAUGUGGAGCAACUGCCGCUGUGUGGAACAACGUGGCUGUGAGAGGCAACCAGUCAAAGCUGUGGUAGGUGCCAUGUUGCCUUCGUACGGCAGCGCUGGAUGGACGGGGCUGCGGGAGCAGCAUCAUUGUCAGCCGAUGCGCACUACGGAGCGCUGAUGUAUGUCGGCCAGUGAGGUAGAUAGGGUUUGCGAAGGAUGGGUGCUUGCAUGCGGCUUUACAUCAAGAGAGGGACCAUGCCGCGUGUUGUUGGCAGUUGACUGCAAGAAUGGGCAAAGGGAAGCGCGCCCAGCAUUGACAUGAUGACGUUCACGGGUCCCCUGGAGCGGCUGCCAGUCCGCCGCGACACAAUGAAACUUUAGCCAAUGCUUUCCAUACGGGGUUGCUCGCAUCUCAAAGCCCAUCUCGGGAUGUCUUCAAGUUGCAAAGGCCGAAGGGGCGCUGGUCCGCUUCGUGUACCAAGCACGACAUACCCAGCAAUGGAAUAC
Molecule: messenger RNA, 4177 nt
Organism: Chlamydomonas reinhardtii
Lineage: Eukaryota; Viridiplantae; Chlorophyta; Chlorophyceae; Chlamydomonadales; Chlamydomonadaceae
Exons: 2
Coding region: 227-3409 (1060 amino acids)
Source: RefSeq, a predicted model, not a curated record